UCCCCAAAUCCUCUCCAUGGUUCUUCCAAUCCCUAAAACUAUUCUCUCAAAUCUUGCUUGAUUUUCAAGAUGGCAUCGGAGGAGGUUGAAAUCCACUGCGUUUCUUCUGUGAUUUGAGGUUGGCGGUGCUGUGUUGCCGUCCAGAUUCGCCAACUUGGCUACGGCGGCCAGGCGGUAAGCUUUGAAUCAUCAGGUCGCCCCUGUGUUAGUUGAUAAGGAAAGGAGAAGCUAGUAAUGUCUUGCCGCAUCUAGCCGCGCUGCCGCCGGUAUACAGAUUUGUUAAUCUGCAGGCGAGCUUCUUGCUGUCAUCCGCCAAUAUACGGCCACUGCCUCCUCUGCAUCUGACCAUCUGUAUGAGAAGGUGAUAAUAGCACAUGUGAUUCCCUUUGGAUUAUUCCGAUUAGUACUGACUGCCUGUGAGCUCGUCAAGUCAAGCUUAUCUUUGCUUGGUGGCCGGAUUAAAAUAUUCUGCUUGUGGUGCGUGUGUGCAUCUAAGAGCAACUCAUACUAAUACAUCUACUUGUCAUUGUGCACGAGUGUGUUGCUGGUGGAGUGCUCAAAAACAAGUCCUGUGUGACUGGGUGUUUGUUUUGUCGUGGUGAACUAUGGCAGAUCCAAGCAAGGAAAAAGCAGGGGAUUUUAGUGUGGAUAAGCUAUAUGAAAUUUUCAGCAAAAUGUUUGAGCAGCAGCAACAACUCAGAGUGGUUCCUGAAGGAGUCAAAUAUGCACUUGAGCCUAAUCCAGUAAAGCUGGCUGGACCGGGCAAUUACAUCAGCUGGGCACGACAUGCCCAGUUAAUCCCGAGUUCUCAUGGUUAUGAUGACUUGCUUAGUGCCGAUGAAGGAAAACAGCUAAGUGACACUAGCGCAAAACAGGUUAAUGACAGAGUGUUGGUCUGGUUAUUAGGAAGCAUGGAACCACCAAUUCAAGAACAAGUUGAGACUAUGACUACUGUAUCUGAAGUAUGGGCAGCUUUGGAGAAGCAGUUUGCAGGGAAAUCCAAUAAAAUGCAAGGUAAUCGUAUUAUGCAUGAAUUGACAAAUCUGAAGCAAGGCACAAAGUCUGUGACAGAGUAUGCUGGUGAGACCAAAAGACUGUACAAUGAACUGCAUUAUUAUCAUCCCUUUGAGCCCAUUGACAAACAAGACUUUGCUAUUCAUCAUACCUGGUUUGAGCCAUUUGUGAGCAAGCUCUUUCUUGAUGGCUUAAAUGAGGAAUUUGACCUUCGACGCCAACUUAUAUUCUCAAAAACUGAGUGGCUUAGUCUUGAUGAUGUUAUCUCAAGUGUGAUAGAGGAGGAGACUCGGUUGGCUCAGCCUGAGAAUGGCCUAAAGUAUACAGAUGCUCGUGCAGCCUUAUCCAUGCAAGCUCGACGUGCCCCAAAGUUUGUUGGCAAAUCAGAUAAAAACAAACUUUUUUGCAACCAUUGUAAAAGGACUGGACACAUAAAGGAUGCAUGCUUUGAGCUGCAUGGCUUUCCAACUUGGUGGGAAAAAGGAAAGUCUCGGCCAGGGGGAGUUCAUGGAGCAAACAAAAAACAAGCUAACCUCACUACAUCCAAGGGGGAGCUACCAGUGGUCGAUGUGCGAGCUCUUGAGGAUUUUACUUCCAAGCUUAGACUCUCAGAAGGCUCGUCUACUUCCCAGGAUUCCUCUAAAGCUGAAUCUAGUUUCUAUAUCAAUUCACACCAAGGAGCUAGCGACAGGGAGACUGUUGGGGACUGGGACCGUGCAUGAUGGACUCUACUAUCUUGAUGAAGGAAGUGAUGAAGUUGCUUUUGCAUCAUGCUUGUCUCCUAGCCAAGAACUGCUACUCCAUCAUCGCAGGCUUGGCCAUCUAUCUUUUGCUGCAUUAUUACGUAUUUACCCCUCUCUUUUCAAGUUGUGUCCCAAGGAGCUCCUUGUAUGUGAUGCUUGUGAGUUAGCUAAACAUACAAGGGGUUCCUAUCCUAGUAUAGGUUUAAGAAGUGCCAAACCAUUUGAAAUGAUUCACUCGGAUGCUUGGGGACCCUGUGAGGUUCGUUCCAUUUCUGGGCACCGAUGGUUUGUGACUUUUAUUGAUUGCUUUAGUCGUUACACUUGGCUUUAUCUCUUGAAGCAUAAGAGUGAUGUGUUCUUGGUUUUUAAGGAUUUAUGUGCUCUCAUUAAAAAUCAACAUGGGGCAACUAUUAAAACCUUGCGUUCA
Molecule: messenger RNA, 2184 nt
Organism: Triticum dicoccoides
Lineage: Eukaryota; Viridiplantae; Streptophyta; Magnoliopsida; Poales; Poaceae
Exons: 2
Coding region: 606-1736 (376 amino acids)
Source: RefSeq, a predicted model, not a curated record